This is a messenger RNA of Cyprinodon variegatus (sheepshead minnow), 16443 nucleotides long. RefSeq names its product polycystic kidney disease 1 (autosomal dominant) (gene pkd1a). Lineage: Eukaryota; Metazoa; Chordata; Actinopteri; Cyprinodontiformes; Cyprinodontidae. Gene Ontology annotation, biological process: kidney development. Gene Ontology annotation, molecular function: protein binding. The record is from RefSeq and is a predicted model, not a curated record. Gene Ontology annotation, cellular component: membrane. The transcript is spliced from 56 exons. The coding region runs from base 240 to 14072 and encodes 4610 amino acids.
AGACGUCCCGUUAGAUUUCUAGAGGAGGGGGUUAUGAUCAAGAAAAGUCUAAACUCUGCUUAGAAGACAAAAGUGGACUACAAAGUCCAAAUUAAUCCCUCCUGUCUUUGUUUUCUGUCUCUGAAAUCUAAAAGCCGUGAAGAGGGGGAUUUUAUUCUGUUCUUCUUGGAGUGCGUUUUUCUUUCUUCCCAACCUGAGGGGACUUAGCACCAUCAGAGGAAAUGAGAUGUGAGUGAGCUAUGCCUGGUGGAAAUGGACAGACUUUAUCCAAGCGAGAAGAUGGCGUCUGGGUCCCAAAGUUCAGCUUCUUCCCCAGUUUGCUUGUGGCGCUCUGCUGUCUGGAGGUGUGGGGCUCCGGGCCGCAGGGAGCCGGCGGCGGCGGCAGCUGCAGCCCCUGUCCCGUUAACUGCAGCUGUGCGCCUGCAGGGCCGCAGCGGCUCUGCGUGGUCAACUGCUCCAACAUCGGGCUGGAAAGGGCCCCAGCGGCCGCUGACUUACCGCCGACCGUCAACGUGUUAGAUCUGUCCAAGAACCACAUCUCCUCCCUUGAUACCAGCCUGCUAGAUCGUCUAACUGGGCUCCGAACCCUGUACCUACAAGGAAACCGGAUCAAUGUUUUCCCCAGAGGUGUGUUCUGUUGUGGGCCACUGUCAGUUCUAGAUCUGAGCGACAAUCAAAUCACCACCAUAGAAGAAAGGAUAUGUGACAACUUAUGUAACCUAACACAAAUUGAUCUAAGCAAUAAUCCUUUUGAGUGUGACUGUAAGCUGUUCCGACUGGUGAGGUGGCUGCAGGAAAAGGGAGUCCAAGUCCGACCCCCUGAUGCCAAGCUCUGCAACCUUAGCCUGGAAACCUGUGGUCUUAGCUACGCCGCUUGUCUUGAGGACAGCAGCAGUCGAGGAGGAGGUGGAAGUGAGCUUGUAAUCUUCACCUACUCUAAACCAGGGAACUACACACGUGAACAGUGUAACAGCGUGUGUUUUGGUUUGUCGCAUCUCUAUGGGGGCUUGGGAGAAAGGCAUGAGUGUCUGUGUAGCACAAACAACGAGCCCAACUUCAUCAGCGGAUCUCACUAUUCGGCUGCCUGCAACGAUCGCCAAGUGAUGAAGAAAUGUGGGUGGACUCUGGCCCGUGAUGUGUUUGCGGUGGAGUUCUCCGUCUCAGUGAGGCCUCUCCCGCUCCAAAGCGUGCACAACCUAAUCGUUUUCUCCGCCACGUCCUCUGUCACGCCCGUGACCCUUUUCUGGGACUUUGGUGAUCAAACGCCUCAGGUCAACACUACAGGAAUGGGUGUCACCACUGCAGCCCACAAGUUUGCAAUUCCAGGACGUUACAAAGUCAGUUUGAAGGCUGUGGCUGGACACAAGGAGGUUGUGGCACGCACAGACGUGACUGUUGCUCUUCCUCCCAAACUCGAGCUGCACUGUCCCUCAUCCGUUGUGGCUAACAAGAGUCUGGAGGUCACUCUUGUCAGUUGGGGUGGAAUCAACUUAGAUGUGAAUUGGACAAUUUCAAAGAAUGACGUCCAGGUUGCCACAGCCUUACCGGACUGUCCACAGGGAGAAGGGGUGUUAGACAGAAAGUCCUCGACCUGUUUCCACAUCUUUCCAGAGGAGCUGAGCUGGAAGGAUGCACGACAGCAGUGUUUGCGCCGCAACGGGGAUCUGGCUGUGGUUAGGAGUGAUGAACUGCGCAACCUUUUGGCACGCAAGGUCACACACAGGGAACGAGGCAUUUGGCUGGGCUUGAGUGAUGUUAACUCACCAGGGAAGCUACGCUGGGUUAACGGGUCAGCAGCUCAGGAGGGUGAAGAGGGCCAGCAGCCCCACUCAUCGAUCUCUCCUGGAAACGUGUGUGUGUCGUUCGAUCAGAACGGUCAGACCAGCUCACACCUCUGUGACUCGAAAAGGGCUUAUGUCUGCCAAUACAAUCCCCAAGUGCGUGUUCCAGAUGCCGGAGUGUACAUGUUGGGCAUGACAGUCUUUUCUUCCCAAAGUCCAAUGCAUCCUUUAUCAUCUACUCUCCUCACUGUUCCACAACCUCCCAGCCAUGCCAUAGAGAUGCUGUUGUUUCCUGCAAUGAGCUUUGUUCAGGCAGGCCGUCUGUCCUCUUUGGAGUUUGUCACCAGGAACCUGAGCUCACAAGUCCACAUCAGAUUCCAGACCUACAGACCCAAAUGCCCCGGCCAACACCUGCUGCUACCUAGUUGCGGGGGUCCGGCUUGCUCUCCAGUUGCUGUCUGUGUCCCCAGUCACACGUUGACCAAAGAUCCUCCAUCAUGCCCCCCAGCAGAGCAAUGGUGUCCCUUCAAGGGUCGUUGCCUGGCCUUGUCAGAUCCAUGCCACUCAACUUCCUGUACUAACUGCACGCCUGGUCACAAUCUGCCACCUGGGGCAUCAAGGCCUAAAUACACCUUAACGAAUGAAAUAGUGUUCAGUCUCCCAGCAGGCCCAGGACAUGUAUUGAUACAAGACCAGCUGGAGGACAUCAUGGUGUUCCCUGGUGAUGUUAUCGCUCUGCAACAUGACAGUGGCCCAUCAUCUCUUCUUCAGUGUCAGUCUUCCCCACAGUCGUUGUGGCGACAGCCUGUUUUAGCCCUGAACUUAUCGGAGUGGUUCUGGAUGAACAGCACCAGAGAGUUGGUAGAUUUCUCAGAUCUGAACGUGGAAAAUUUUGUGAAGAAUGGUAAGGGAGGCUGGCUGGAGGAAGAAACAUGCUUGAUCAGAGUGCUCUAUGUGGGACAAAAUGAGACCCGGCUUCAGGGAGCGCAGCUGUCUGUCGGUCUACCCCAGCCUGGACUCUACAGCCUGCUGGUUUCCUCCACUGAGCCAUCCUACCCUUCUUCAGCAUCGUGUCCACUCCAAAUAGUACCUCCCCUGGGUUUGACGAUCCUCCACCCUCCAAACAAUGGCACCCUCUACAUGCAGCCAAACAACACCCGGCUCGUUCUCCGCGUUCAUUCUCAAUAUGAGACGAGGGUAUCUCGUCUAGGCACCAAUCAUAGUGUGACCUUCCAGUCAGAAUGCCCGACUGAAUUAUUUUCCAGUCAAACUGUCUGUCAGCCUGGGUGGAGCCCUGGGUCAGAGGUUAAGGUCUCACAGCAUUUCAUGUAUGCAGUGUUAGAUCUGAGUCUGAAAAGAGAGGAAAAGAGCGGUCCAGUGAAGGUAGAGCUGGAGGCUCAUAAUAAUGUGACCGAAUCAAGCCUGACUGUGGUUGUUCACCUUGAAGAACCACUUGAAGGACUGGUGGUGAAGCCAGACCCAGAACACAGGGUCCUGAUGGACUCAGUGGUGAGCUAUACUGCUUCAGUGGUUAAAGGGUCUAAUCCAACAUUCAAAUGGACUGUGGACGAUAAGCCCUACUUCACUUACUUCAACAGUGUCCUCAACGUGAUCUACCAGAAUGCUGCCAUCUACAAGCUCACCGUGACAGCAACGAACCAUGUCAGCACACUGGUGAAACAUUUCAACAUAACUGUGGACCGACUGCAGCCAAUGGCCAACCUCACAGUGAAGGGGGUACCAGAUGUGGUCCCUCAGGGGUCCAAUCAGACUCUCACCACCUCCGUCGUCGUGGACAUGUCGGUGCCAGCCACGUUCCGAUGGUCUUUUGGUGAUGGCGGAUAUGAGGAAUUUGAGUCAAAGCCUCCAUAUUCUCCUUCUCUCCUUUGUCCAGCCUCCCCUAAUCAAAUCCUCUUGAGCAAAAACAUCACCUAUAUCUACUCUCAGCCAGGUAUUUACACAGCACUGGUGUCAGUAUCCAAUCGCUAUGAGAACAUCAGCCAGAGCAUCAACAUGAGUGUUUACAGCAUCCUGACUCGUGUCGACAUACAAACAGAGCCGCAGUUUCUGCUCGCAACAAAGUUGGCUGAAUUUGAGGCCCAUCCUCUGCCCUCACCGUAUGGCAUUCACUACGACUGGAACUUUGGGGACGGCUCCGCCCUCCAACAAGGCCGCCGUGUGGAACACACAUUCUCAGAGAGUGGCGUCUUCAACGUCUGUGUAUCAGUAAACAACACCAUCAGUUUCACAUCAGCCUGUGCAGAGAUAUUUGUGUACGAGGAGAUCGAAGACCUCACCGCUCAAAGCUCAUCUCCCACAGAACUCCAAAGCCGCACUACUGUUAGGGCGCACCUGGGUUCUGGUAACAACAUCACCUGGACGUUCUCAAUGGGGGACGGCACCAUAUACACCACAUCUGAACCUCAGAUGUCGCACAGCUACAUCAAAGAGGGCAAUUACACAGUAAACGUGACGGCCAAGAAUGCGGUGAGCUCCGGUUGGACAAUCCUUCCGGUUCAUGUGUAUGUUUUACAAGUCAUAAGGAUGGAGCCUGCAGGAUGUGUCCAAGAGCGGACCAAAGUGGUCUUUCAUGCACAGGUCUCUGGUAAUGCAACAAUUCACUAUUAUCAGUGGAGUUUUGGGGAUGGUAGCCCCAAUGAAACUUUUCAAGGCAACCCCAUGGUCUCGCACACCUACCAGUCCAGUGGGAACUACCACCUCUCUCUGCUCCUUUCAAGUGGAGUCAACAAAGCCACUAAAGCUAAUUUCUUCAACUGGGUGUGUGUGCAGCCGGCUUUGACAAACAUCAGCUUCAUCCCUGAUAAAUCCCACUAUACCGUUGGAGAAGAAAUAUAUUUCAGAGUGACUGCUGAGCCUGAGUUCAACUACAGCUAUCGGUGGGACUUUGGUAGAGAGGAAAGUCCAUUCCUCAUCCAUGGCUCUGGAAAUGUUGUGACAAAGUAUAAAAAGCCAGGUCAUUAUCUGGUAACUGUUUAUGUCUUCAACAACAUCUCUGCCAAUAACGCCAGUGCUGUUAUUGACAUUCUAGCACCAGUUGGACCAAUCUUGAUUCAUCACAAUGGGACAAAUUACAAUAACUUGUCACGGGGUGCUCCAUACGCUUUCACAACUUCUUCCUUGGCCUCCGAUGUCAUUUACACCUGGAGUUUUGGAGAUGGAAGUGUGCUUAGAGGUAAACGUGUCCUCCAUUCCUACAACAUCUCUGGGAAGUAUAACAUUAGACUUCAAGCUGACAACAGUGUUAGUCAUAACGAGACUGCUCUACAGAUUAUUGUGCUUGCACCGAUCCUAAGACUGAGGGUCAACUCUAGUUUGGUAAAUGUCCCUCUUAAUGAUUCAGUCCACUUUGAGGCCUACAAGGAGGAGGGAGAUGGUGUACGAUAUUUUUGGAUUCUGUGUGACCGCUGCACCUCAAUCCUAGGAAAUCACACCAUGUUCUACACCUUUCGCUCCAUUGGCACCUUUAACAUCAUUGUAAUAGCAGAGAAUGACGUGGGAACAGCCCAAGCAAGUAUCUCCUUGUUUGUCCAACGAAGGCUGGAGGGUCUGCAGAUUUUGAAAGAGAAAGAGGGCAGAACCGCUGCACUGGAAAGCUGUUGCCAUGAAACAAACAGUGGUCUCCGCCUUCAAGCAGGAUUGAAGGAGGGCACAAACAUGACAUUUAGUUGGAGCAUUGUCACAGAACUUGAUCCUGACAGCUCAUUUAAUGCAAGUGGGAAGACUGUGGAGCUGAACAUCCCAAAGCCAGGACCCUGCGACAUCUCUCUACGAGCAGAGAACCUCCUGGGUCACCUUGUGGUCAACAAAACCAUCAAUUUUUUUGAACCACCAGCAGAUGUUUUCCUAAAAAUCAGCAAUAACCCAGUUGCCACUGGAGCUUCAACAAACCUGACAGUAGAGAUCACGAAAGGUUCAGAUCUGCAGUAUCAGUGGUCUGUGGAUGGAAGAAAUCUACAGUGGACCAAGCCGUCAUUGACCUACACCUUCAAUAGUCCAGGCCUAAAACAAGUUUCUGUAACUGUCUUCAAUGAUUUGAGCUCAGCAAACGUAACGAAUACCAUCCACGUGCAAGAUAUGAUUUCUGGGUUAAGUUUCUCAGGACCCAAUGAAGAGGAUCAGCUUUAUGUGAAAACCGGAGCUAACGUCUCUUUUGAGGGGAAGGUGAAGAUGGGAACUGAUGUGAGGUGGACAUGGCUGGUGGAAGGAAAAACUAAAUCAGGAAAGAAAAUCUUUGUGGAUUUUACUGAGCCAAAAACUGCCACCGUCACGCUCAAUGCCACCAAUAACAUUAGCAGUGAAUCCAUUUCAAGGAAGUUCAUUGUUCAGGAUGCGAUUAAAGCAUUGGAACUGAAGGUGAGUAAGAAGCUGGUAGCAGUUAACGAAAAUGUGGUGUUCACCCCCUAUGUGAUUGGAGCUACGGACGUCAACUUAACCCUCAGCAUCGACAACGGGAAAACGAUCUACCUUCAGGCAAACAAAAACUUCACUCAGAACUUCAGCAGGGCAGGCACCUACAUGAUGAAUCUGAUGGGAUGCAACAAGAUCGACUGUAAAAAAACCAACGUCCAGAUUGUGGUGAUGGAGCCAGUGAGUGAGCUUUCAAUCCAGGGAAUCCAACCAGCCAUUCCCGUUGGAGAGACGAGGAUAUAUACUGCUGACAUCAAGAAGGGGGAACCUGUUGAUUUCUUGUGGACGUUUGACAUGCCUCACUUAAAAGUGUCUUACACCCCGGAACAACCAGGCACUUUGAUUAUUUAUCUGGGAGCUUUCAAUAGCAUAAAUUGUCGGAACAUCACCGAGCGCAUACAAGUGCAGACAAAGAUCAAUUCUACUAACCUGUAUGCCAUGCCGCAGGAUACUUUCAUCAACAAGACAAUCACUUUUAUGGUCUCGAUUACUCCUAAAUCUAGCCCAGUGAACUGCACAUGGGACUUUGGGGAUGGCUUUGUAAAAGCCAACAACAACACCGACCCUGUUCACUAUAAGUACAGUAAUGCGCAACAUUAUCAGGUCCAGGUAAACUGCAGUAACCAGGUGAGCUCGGAUUGGGACAAGGUGGAGGUUAACAUCAGAGAAUUGGACUGUGAGGAGCCAGACGUUCAGAUUUCUCAGUCCCGCCUGGUUCUUUGGCGUUCUCAGCCUAUUUCAGCAGAAGCCAUAGUGGACUUAAAGGGCUGUUUUCACUACAGAGCUCAUUACCUAUGGCAGGUUUUUCCAGAGUCCUCCUGUGAAGAUUUAAUGAGAGAGAGAGAGAGCCCUCUACCCCCCAACCUGAGGUCUCAGAUUCCUACCAGUGAAGCAGUCCGCCUGCCUGUGGAGGUGGAUGUGCAGCGGCUACAGCUGCUGCUGCCGAAGAGGGCUUUGGCAGCAGGGAACUACUGCUUAGUCUUUUCUCUGGCAUAUGAAGGUGUGCCUCUAAGGAAGGAUGCUUAUCUGGAACUCAGUAUCGUGGCUGCUAAGUUGAAGCCAAUUAUCGAGGGGGGAAGUCACAGGGUUUGGCCCAGGACUCAGGACCUGCAGCUCAGCGCAGAGCAAUCCUACGACCCCAACAUGGACCCAGACAACCAGUCUCCACUGUAUUAUCUAUGGGAGUGUGAAACUACAUCUAAGUUUGCAGACCACUGUGCUACCCUGAACCUCAGCUUUGGCUUAAGCGAUCCUGUGUUGGAAAUCUCCGGCUCCGAGCUGGAGGCAGAUGUUGAGUACACUUUCAAGUUAACUAUCAGCAAAGAGGGCAUGCCACCAGAGUCCACCACUCAGACUGUGCUUGUGCAGAGCGGCUCCAUUCCCAUGGUGUCUCUGGAGUGCGUGUCCUGCACGGCCCAUUCCAUUUACGAGGUCAGCCAGAACUUCCGCUUCUUACUCAAAGGAACCUGCAACAACUGCAAGGGAUUUCACAGAGGGCGAUGGAGCGCCAUGACGCUGCACAAUGAAACUCUGGUCCUGGACUCCUCUUCCACCACCACAGGGAGCGACGGCAUGUAUCUGGUGCUGCGGAAGGGCGUCCUUAGGGACAAAGUAUCCUAUAUCUUCACGCUGCAUGUAACAGACAGCAGUUUGGAUGGUGAGGGAGCGGCCUCUUAUAUACUACACCAAAACAUGCCCCCAGAAGGUGGUGAGUGUCACCUUACAGCGGCAGGGGAGGCAGGAAUAUUGUCAGGGGUUGGAGAUGACUGGAGGAUCCGGACAUUGCUGGACCAAGUGCAUUUCAACUGCUCAGGUUACAGUGACUUAGGGGUCUCAGAAACCCCCUUUCUGUACAGCCUGCUGGUGACACGCUGUAGGGAAGACUACUGCGAGGAUUUCUGCAUUUACAAAGGCAGCAAUCCGGAGCACUCAGCGUUCCUCCCACCAGGCUUCCGCUCAGCACGACACCGUGUGUCCGUAUCCAUCACAGUGGAGGACUACGAGGGAGCUGCCUGUCUGGCACUUAAUAAAACCAUAGAGGUUGUCCUGCCAGAUCUGCCCCCAGAGUACAGCAGUCUUCCUCACUGGCUGUCUGAGAUCACCGACAGCAAACUGAAGAAGCUGCUAGAGCAAGGAGACUCGCAAAGGGUCAGAGAGUUGUCGCUCGCUCUCAUUACAGUGCUAAAUGAAUAUGAACAAACCAGAGAGUCUUCACGCGUGUCCCGAGAUGAGCGUGACUACAGAGUCAGAGUCCGCAGCAACAUCACCAGAGCCCUGACUGCUCUUGACCUGAACACGUUCAGCGACAUCCAGCAGACAUCUGCCGCCCUGGCACAGUGCACGGCUGUAAGUCGGGAGUUUAUCUGUGAGGAAUGUCAGAACAGCACUCUGAACAAGCUGGAGUCGAUGUUGGAGAUUCUGCAGACGGACACCAAGCAAGGCAUGGUCCCCCCGACUGAGAUAGCUGAUAAUAUCCUGAACAUCAUGGGUGAUCUGAUUCAUCAGGUCAGCCAAUCAGCCUCCCAUUAUACUUAUGUGGAUAGUCCUUCUCCCUCCUCAUCCUCGUCAUUGCCUGAUGAACAUGGAAACCUCCUGAUCGAAGCCCCACAUUUCCCACCAGAACCACACCCUCUGCACGUGGCAGCAAAGGCCUACAGCCUGUCCUCUGUCCUCAUGCUCAUCCUCAUGCAUGCCCGGGUCCCCAACGAGGAGCCACUGAUCCUAAGGGGGGCUGAGAUAGCUGCCACAGGAAAACUGGCCGACCCCCAGAGUCUCCUGUGCUACCAUGGCAACAGCAGCCCAGAAUGCCAGCAGUUCUCCAUCCCUCGAGCUUUCAACCAAAGUCUUGGCAGAGCUGCUGUAGGAAACAGCAUCUUGCAGCUACUUUUUCAGGUGGAGUCCAAUCCCUUUCCCUUCAACUACAUCUCCAAUUACGCUGUUUCCACUGAGGUGGCAUCCAUGGAGUUUCGCACAGAAAAUGGCACCCACAUCCCCAUCUCAGGGCUUGAUGACAGCAUGGCCAUUACUGUUGCCAUUAACAACAGCAGCUGCAGUGGGGAAGCAGGUGCUGAGGGUCCUGGCACCGCUGGCCUCCCCUUGGCCGGAGCCGUAAACGUCAGCCGCUGCAACUCGGUGGUUGUUAGGGUCAGUGCAGGAAACAGCAAUCGACAGGCAGGCCUGUUUGUGCAGCUCAACUUCACGUCUAUAGAAGAAGCCAACAAGAAUGAUGUAGACAAAACGGUGAAAGAGGAGCCCUUCCUAAACGCCUACCUCCACUCCCAUGAGCAACCCAAUGAGUUCAACUGCACGGACCGAAAGCGUAUCACUCUCAGUAUGACCAGAGGGCAGGACCACAGGAAGUACACCUUCUUUCUGUCACCAGAGUCCUAUGACACUACUCAGGAUUACUUCAUCAAUGUAAGCAUGCCAUGCAGCCCUGAUUCACAGCCUGCUAGUGUUCGCCUGGAGGUGGGGGUGUUUGCCACACUGUGUCAGUACUUCAGUGAGGCCGAGAAGCAGUGGAGGACAGACGGCAUGGUGCCUUUGGCAGAGACCAACUUCAGCAGAGCUGUCUGCCGCACCAGACACCUCACCUCUUUUGCAGCAGGCCUGUUUGUACCCAGCAAUGCCGUUAGCUUUAAGAUGCCAGAGCAGUCAGGUGCACCAAGCUUGAUUGUGCUGCUGGUGUGCAUACUUGGACUGCUGAGCUACAUUGUGGCUGCAGCCAUCCUGCACAAACUGGAUCAGUUAGACCUUCGCCAAGCAGGUGUGGUACCACUCUGCGGCCAGAACGGGUGCUUCAAGUAUGAGAUACAAGUCAAAACUGGCUGGAGCAGAGGGGCAGGCACGACGGCUCACGUUGGAAUCAGCCUUUAUGGACGUGAAAGCAGAAGCGGACACCGGCAUCUUGACAGCAAAGGAGCUUUUACCCGCAAUGCUCUCAACAUCUUUCACAUUGCCACAGACACCAGCCUGGGUAGUGUGUGGAAGAUCCGGGUUUGGCAUGAUAACAAAGGCCUCUCUCCAGCCUGGAUGCCACAGUAUGUGUUGGUUAAAGACCUGCAGACUGAGAGCAGCUAUUACUUCCCGGUUGAGGAGUGGUUGUCUGUAGACAAUGAAAGAACAGGUGGACGGGUGGAGAUUGAAGUGGAGGCAGCCGAGGAGGCUGUGCUUCUGCGGUUUCCCAGACUCCUGAGGGCUGAGCUGCAGAGGGCGCUGUGUGAGAGUCACCUUUGGCUGUCUCUUUGGGAGAGGCCCCCCCGCAGCCCCUUUACCCGGCUGCAGAGAGCCACUUGCUGUGCUGUGUUGCUGCAGCUUAUCCUGCUAGCAAACACUCUGUGGUACAGUAUUAUAGUGGACACAAGAUACAGCAAAAGGGUUGUGUCCCUAUAUACCUCACUGAACGCAGAGACGUUAGCAGCCGGCGUGGUGGCCUGUCUGAUCGUUUACCCGCUCUACCUGUUGGUCUUCGCUGUAUUCAGAAUGAGCCGCAGCAAGUCCGUGACCGUGGAGCAGGUGUCUUCACAAGGGGAUCAGGAGUCAGUGGUGAUUGAUGACUUCCUGGAUAACUCAUUGGGAGGAAGUUCUAUCCUCUUUUUUAAUGGAGAGACCAGCUCAGAGGAGACAAAUGUGGAUCUGCCGUCUCUCUCUCUUAAAAGUGAUGACACCUGGGACAUGCCAGAGGAGGACACAGAUGACCGAGACUGGCCGGACGGGAUGAAUGAUGAAGCUGUGGUGGGAGGGGCCGGACACGGGGCAGGGAUGCCCAGGCUGAAGAGGGUAAAGGGGAGCAGAUACCUGGGUGAAGACAUGACCCUGAACCCUGAGGAGGAGGGAUCUGAUCCAUGUAACAAAAAUUUUAAUUCAUCAGAUGAGGAUCUGAUUAAACACAUACUCGAAGAUGGGCAGAAUUUCUUUCCUCAGGCAGAUGAGAGUGAGAUGGCUGACCUGUCAAGUAUUUUUGGGGACAAAACAGAAGUGAUUCUUCUUCAGAAACUGAGUGAACCUCUUACCCUUGAAUCCAUAAGGAGGGAUCCACCAAAAACAGCUUUCAUGUCAAAUACAGUAAUAACUGAUGUGUGCCGUCCCCGGCGGUUCCCUCCCUGGUGCGGACUGGCGGCGAUGUGGGGCAGCUGGGCUGGAAUCGCUCUGGCCAGCUGUGUUUCCAUUUGGGCGGGCUACGGGUUCAGUGAGAAGGUGGCCAUGAUGUGGUUAAUCUCCUGCUUCGCUAGUUUCCUCUGCUCAUGUCUGCUGUUGGAGCCAAUUAAGGUGCUAUGUGAGGCUGUUUACUUUGCUGUGUGUGUGCGUCGCCUGCGUCCAGAGGACAGCGAUGUUCUGGUGGAUUACCCUCGAGAGGAGCGAGUGGUCCAGCGGGUCACUAGGGUGAGACCGCCACAGGGCUUCGCUCUGUCUCAGGCCCGACACCAGGCCCGCAAGGUCCACAUGCUGCACACCAUGCUGAAGAAUUUCCUGGUCUACAUGUUUUUCCUGCUGGUCGUCCUGCUUCUCAACUACUCUGACUCGGCCAAAGACACGCACAGUUUGAGACUGAGGACUCAGCUGCAACGAGCCCUACUGACACCUGAGUACCACACAAUUAGCAGACGAAAAGACGUUUUGGUCUGGCUUAAUGACUCUCUGCUGCCUCGGCUCCUGGAUGAGUCCUCACUCCUCAGAGACACAGGGAGCAUGCUGGUCGGCUGUCUGAGGCUCCAACAAACCCGUGACACACAGCCUUUAGGGGGUUUCAGACCAAGAGAACGAUCCCCUCAUUUGAUUACAUCCCUAACCAGAGCCAGAGAGAAUGCAUCGGUCACUGCUGGCAUCCAUACAGAUUGGGCUCAGAUGGAAGAGUCUGACAGAAACAUGGUUCACCACUUUAACGGGAGUCUGAAGGAGGCCUCCUCGUCUCUGCAGCAGCAGCUGCAAAUGACCAACCACAAGACUCGAGCAAUGUUUGUGGAGUUCUCCCUCUACAACAUCAACACAAACCUGCUGGCCGUAUGCAGGUUUCUGUUUGAGUUCCCGGUUUCUGAGCGUGCUCAGUCCAGCCUUGAUCUCAUUGUCAUCACUUUGUGGCCAAUCUCAGGCCUGGACCUCCAGCUUCUUCUCACGAUGGUCCUCCUCUGCCUGAUCUUGUAUUUCCUGGUGCGAGGGAUUCUGGGCUUCCUCAAAGAGGGCUACAGAUACCUGUUGUCAUCGUGGAGAGUAAUGGGUAUAUGUAAGCUGUGUUUGGCUGCAUCUGUGUGCGGGUUACACCUGAGUCGCUCUGUUAUGGCCAAGCAGCAGUGGACAUUGUUCCUGAAGCAACCCAACAACGCUUUUAUAGACUUCUACCCACUGGCCAGGCGGAGUCAGCUGUACACCGUCAUGUCUGCCAUGCUGCUGUUCAUUCUGGUUCUGAAGGCAUCGCACCAGUUGCGUUUUCUUCGUGAGUGGGCGGUGUUUGGCAGAGCUCUGCGCCGCUCGGCCUGGGAGCUCCUGGGAGUCGCCUUGGCUCUGUUGCUGUUGGUUCUGGCUUACUCCCACACAGGACACCUGCUCUUCCACUCUGUGUUGGAUGGGUACGGCAGCGUGAGCUCCGCCUGUCUGUCUUUACUGGGUGCUGGAGGGAGGGGCCUUGUAUCGUGGCUCCCUGCCUUGGCAAUGACUGGUCCGUCCAACUCCGUCUCCACCCUGACAUUCCAUGCAACAUUUGCGCUCCUAAGGCUAGUUUUCCUGUGGUUGAUCAUCUCUGUGCUGCUGAGGAACUACCGGCGUGCCCGAGCAGAGCUCUAUCGCCCCGCUGUAGAUCUCCAAGACUACGAGAUGGUGGAACUGUUCGUCAGAAGACUCAAAAUGUGGAUGGGACUUAGCAGGACCAAAGAGUUUCGCCACAAAGUGCGUUUCGAAGGCAUGGAGCUCCCUCCAUCCCGCUCAUCUUCCACCAGCGACUGUAAGUCCUUGUGUCUGCCCCCAUUGGACAGUCCAGACUCCCCACCGACCCCAGAUAGCGUUGAUGCCGGCUCCGAGGCGUCAUGGCGCCCAGCCUCCUCAAGCCCUUGUAGCCUAACGGAGGCCCCAGGGAUUAGCCUCGGGUUGGGUCUAGGUCUGAGUCUGGGGCUCAGCCCGGGGGUGGUGGUAGGGGGGAUGAGCUGGAGGGAGAGGGCGGAAACAGAGGCCUCCCUUAGGAGGCUGCUCCCAACCCUGGAUGCUCUCCUGCAACAGCUCGACCGAGUUAACAUGGCGACAGAGGAUGUUUACCACAUGGAGUGCAGGCUGGAGCGAGCACAGAGGAAAAGGAGGCUCAUUAAGAGAGAAAGAGGAGAAGAUGGUGGUGAAGGGAGAGGAGGUGGUAAACAGAGAGGGAAGGGGAGAGACAAGGAAGUGAAAGAACGAAGGGCUGGAAAAGAAAAACACACCAGGAGCAGGAAAGAGAAAAAGACAGAUAAAAGUCAACCUUCAAAAGAAUCUGCAAGCAGAAAGACUCCUGCUGCCACCCCUGUUCCCUUUUCAAAGCCAAAAGCUCCAUCAGCAUCCACACAGCCCCCCACCUCACAUUCAUCAGUCAGAACAUCAGUCAGCGCGUCCUCUCCAUCUUCGGUCACAGAUAAACCCAUCGUUGACCCCAUCCCAGCAAGCUCUCCUCCUCUCAAUGAUCCACCCUCCAAAGCACCCUUAGCUCCUUCGUACCCCCGGGCACAGACUCCUUCCAUGCCGCCCACCUGCGGACCCACGCCCAUUAUGAAUAGAGAUCCUCCGACAGACAGAGAGACCCUACCCUCCUCGAGUCUGUUUAACCACCCAGCUCACACUACCACCAUCCCCACACGGAAGAGGAAACGAAAAGCCCCGCCCCUGAAAAACAAGGUGCACCCCACUUAACAGAAUGCAGGAGAAGAGGAAUGCUGAGCUGGAGAACGUAGGAAGAAAAGGUUGGGUUAAGGACGAGAGGAGAUCGAGGACAGCUGGCCUUGUCCCCAGAUAUACCUCUUUAAACCCUGGAAGAGAAGAGAAACCAAGGAAUCAGAAAGAGAUUAGAAAGUCGCCUAAAGACAGAAUGUUUGAGCAGAUUGUUUGGCAAAAUUCAGGAUAAUCAGAUGCAAAGGAAUUCGCCCUAAACCUUGGUGCAGGUCACCAGGUGACUGAUCGUACCUCUCCAAAAUCCCUACCGUCCUACUCUGUCGUCAUUUGAUCCUGGAGGUCCCAAUGGCGUUGUGACAGGAGCACCGAAAAGUGCUUACCAGAGGACUCACGCAGAAGAUAAGAGACUUUAACCCCAAACUUCUCUGUAUAUAGGAUUCCUUGCUCAAUGUCGUCUGUCUUUAUUUUGUUAAAGAUAUCGUUUCUUGCAGGCACGCACAUUGUAUACACAAGUAUCUAACACUGUAGUCAUGUAUCAGCAGGUGGAAAUUGGUCUUGUGCUCCGAACCAUGCGGGGCUCUAGGAAACAUGCACAUGAUGGCGUUUAGAUUUCAGCAGCUUGCCUGCAUGACAGGAUGGAUACAGUGCCGGCCAUUUUUAAUUCUGUAGCGAAAUGUGCACAAUUAAUUUAAAGGUUUAACAUCACAGAAUAUCCCCUCUCAAAAUUAUUUAUUAAGUGUGGAAAACACCCUAAAUACAGAAUAAAAUCAUCAUUAUUGGACAGAUUCAGCAGGCAUAUUUAUCUAGACUUCAUCAGACUCUCUUUAAAUCCUGAGAUUUUCAAUUAAUGUGAUUUCUGCCAGCUCUGUUAUCCGGUUAAACAUUAGAUAGAGGUCUAACAAAACGGUUUAGAGGGAGGACUCUUGGUGCCAGCCGAGUCCGCAUGUUGGUAUAAACACAGAUUAGUAAAAGGUAUUAAUAAUUAAUCAAAUGUCGGAUAUUUUUAUGAAGCAUUUUCAGGAACAUUUUUUUAAGGGCUGGAACCACAAAAAUAGAAAAGUUAUAAGUCAGGAAUUUAAAAGCAUUGGAGGAGCAGCUCCCCAUUAGUAAAUAAACCACAUUCAUUUAGCAUCGUCACACAAACAGUUUGAAUCAAAUUAUUCAAACGGUCUAGUUCUAAAUGCAUUCUGAGUAUGUCGACAAAAACUUUAACUGCAAGCCUGUCAAAUCACCCAAAGUUUGCAAACUCCAUUGCACUGAAUGUCAAAAACAUUGCCCUCAAACACUGGAGAAUUAUCUCAAUGCCUGACUUUAGAAAAUAACAAAAGGUUAAAUGUGAUAUUUUGAGGUCUGUAAAAAAAUACAAGCCGUUGUUCCACAUACCGACUGUAUUCGUAUCCCGGGGGAACAAAAAGGUAUUGAUUCCAAUUUAAACAUCCCAGCAGUCAGUCUGAUUAACUUCAAAACUUACAUUUGUUUUUAAGAAAUUGUUUAAGAUAGCAGUAACGCUUGAAUGUCUUGUUUUGGGUCGUUUUUCCAACCAAAUAAAUGUUCCAGAUAUGAAAGUUUAAUUUCCACACAUUUUUUUCUUUUUUUAUAACUACAUAAAUAAUAGAUUCCAGAAUUACCUGAAGGCUUUUUACAUUUUUCAAGGCACGGCAAUAAUUAUGGCCAGCACUGUUGGAGAUAAGAACCAGAGAAAGCAACAGAAGGCUUAAGAAAGGGUCUGAUGGAGAGAUGCAGAAGGUGCUAACAGAAUAAAGGACAAAGGGAUGGAAAUGAGGGAGAUUUUAUGGAUGUUUUUUCUUAAAACAUGAGCAUUAACAUGUUAAUGAACCAUAAUUGGUUCACCAAUUAUAAAGCUAUACUGACUCCCACUCUUCAAUCUUCCCUAAAUGUUUGUUAUUGUGUUUCAUAUGGAUUGAAUUAAAAGCACUUUUUGUAUUGUUGGAAGGUAUUUUGUGGCAUUAAGUAAUAAGCUCGGUAUCCAAACCAAACGCAUAAAGCUUCACUCAUACUGUACUUAGUUACUUAACCAUAAGCGCUGCCAAAGCUUUGAAAAUCAUUUAUGCAUUUUGAUUUUAUCCAGACAUGCAUUAAUUCAUUUUGUACUUGCACUUUACUCUCUAACAGAGAUGUUGAACACCAUAUUUAAUUAUGUGUCAGGAUAUGAGUACAUUUACGUUAAAGGGACUUUGUAAAAGUGUUUCCCGGCUGUUGUUAAAGCUUGCAUUUGUUUGUAUGUUUGUCAGCUCUUUGAUUUGUUUUAAUCUUGUCGCAUCAACACACGCGCUUCCAGUGUCGAGUGGGCACAUCUCAGGGAACCUAUCCUCUCUCUGUCACAGCUGGAUUCAAAUCCAAGAGAUCAGUCCAGUUUAUUAUUAAAUAAAAA